Messenger RNA from Carassius auratus (goldfish), 648 nucleotides. RefSeq lists its product as uncharacterized. The record is from RefSeq and is a predicted model, not a curated record. NCBI's taxonomy places the organism in Eukaryota, Metazoa, Chordata, Actinopteri, Cypriniformes, Cyprinidae. Bases 1 to 648 code for a protein of 215 amino acids. The transcript is spliced from 4 exons.
AUGAACUCCAGUCUCUCAUCGCUGAUCCUGCUGCUGCUCAUUCCAGUGAGAAACAAAGUACAAACUGGGAGAAAAAACAAUGAACCUGAAGAUUUGACUUUAGACUCAGAUUACUCAGGACGGGUGAAAGAUGAGAUCUCAAGCAGCUAUUCAACACUCACAAUAUCAGACGUGAGAGAGACAGACUCUGGAGAAUAUCAGCUCAUGUUCAUCAUGAAGGAUGGAGUUAAACAUCUCAGCUCAGCGGCCGUCAGUCUAACAGUCACAGUCCUGCAGCUGAGGAUGAAUCCUGCAUCUAUAGACCUGACAGAUGAGACAGUAGAACUGAUCUGUGAUUCUUCCUGUGAUUUCACCUCUGAAGAUCACUAUAUCUGGAUGAAGAAUAGACAGCAUUUAAGAUAUACACAGUCCCCCAAAACAUCUGUGUCAGUCAGCAGAGAUGCUGACAUCUUUUCCUGUUCUCUUUAUCCACAUCGUGAACAUCCCUCCCCUUCUGUGUGCAUUUCUAAGAGUGGCUGCUGGGAUGUGACUUACUCCUCUAGAAGAGUCUGUGCUUUGGUCGGCUCAACAGUAGACAUUUCCAGCACAUACACACAUCCCUCUCGUCAUACUGUAAAUAAAACAUUCUGGCCAUUACCCAUCUGGUGA